Molecule: messenger RNA, 489 nt
Organism: Rhinocladiella mackenziei CBS 650.93
Lineage: Eukaryota; Fungi; Ascomycota; Eurotiomycetes; Chaetothyriales; Herpotrichiellaceae
Product: V-type proton ATPase proteolipid subunit 2
Exons: 5
Coding region: 1-489 (162 amino acids)
Biological process (GO): proton transmembrane transport
Cellular component (GO): proton-transporting V-type ATPase, V0 domain
Molecular function (GO): proton-transporting ATPase activity, rotational mechanism
Source: RefSeq, a predicted model, not a curated record
AUGGAAGGCCCAGGCAGUGAAUACACUCCCAAGUUUGCACCCUUCUUUGGCAUGGCUGGAAUUGCAUCCGCUAUGAUAUUUGGCUGUGUAGGAGCAGCAUAUGGCACCGCCAAAUCUGGAAUUGGAAUUGCUGGCGUUGGAACAUAUCGACCUGAUUUGAUUAUGAAGUCCCUCAUUCCGGUAGUCAUGUCCGGUAUUAUUGCCGUCUACGCCCUUGUUAUCGCCGUAUUGAUUGCUGGAGACAUGGGGCCGCCACCACAACAAAAUUAUAGCUUGUUCACAGGUUUCAUGCACUUGGCCAGUGGCUUGAGUGUAGGACUGGCUGGUCUUGCCGCGGGUUACGCCAUUGGGAUUGUUGGAGAUAUGGGCGUGCGAUGCUACAUGCAACAAUCCAGGAUAUUCGUUGGCAUGGUCCUGAUCUUGAUUUUUGGCGAGGUUCUGGGUCUAUAUGGUUUGAUUGUGGGCUUGAUUCUGCAUUCGAAGAGUUGA